AUUUUUGAAAGAAGACGUAACUGAUUACAAUUAAAACACAUCCCUGUCUGCUUUAAAAGCGAACAAUUAUAUUAUUUUGGAUUAAAUAGCAGUGAAAAAUGACGUCAUUUAUAAGAUGCUAUACCUUUGUUUUCAUCAUGACGUCAUCAUAUUGUAAAAUGUUCUAAAUAUUGAAAUUUGACAUGAAAAACAGGAAUCCGUUACUAUGGAUAUUGAUAAUGUUAAUGAGGUGCUGCACGGCAAGUACUUCCGUGUCUUCAGAUUUUACCAUCCAACCGUCACUUGACAUUUCAUCUAACAUCGGAAGUGACGCCACAAAGAGCAUAGCUUUCACAACCCCUUUUCUUACCACCGAAUCAUCUGGAGUUCAAUAUGAAACAACAUCAAAUAAUGUCCAAUCAUUUACAGUGCUGAGUAAAAUUUCACCCACAUCAACUAAUCAAAUAGCAACAACUGACUUGCUUAAGGGCGAAGACUCGACACUGUCACAUUCUGGCGAUGGAGAUACAAUUCAACAAACAUCAACCUAUGAAGGUCUAAAUACAUUGCCUACAACGAAACUAGAUUCUGUGAUAAAUGAUUCUUUAACUGAAAUGAAAACAUCAUCACGCAGUGUGAAUAGUUUUUCGACAUCAUUAAUAUUAUCCGUGAACUCAUUAGAAAUUGUAUCUAAAUCGAUUGAUGUUGAAAUAAAGAGCUCAACCGACACCGAAUCUGCUCAAGAAACUAUCAACAUGAGUUCACAUUCAAGUUUAACAACAUCUCAUGCACCACAAGAUACAAUUUCAAAAAGUUCAACAUAUUUACAUAUGUCAUCGUCAACAUCAAAUGUAAAUCUACAAAAUGCUAAAUCAACAGAUGGUUUAAGCUUAUCAAAAGUAAGCAGUGUUUACGAAAGUGAUUUUCAAACAUCCUUAGUGUUAACAAUAUCAACAUCACUUUCAAAGACUGCCAUGCCUUUAGCUUCCGAGCUAUAUACAAAUAUAUUAAAUGAAGGCACAACUUCAUCUGUUACAGCGUUUAUAUCAACAGAUUCAAGUGUUUUUGAAACUGAGAAUAUUCACCCUUCGGAAUCAAAUUCUGUGCAUAUUCAGUCUGUGAUAUCAAGAUCAUUAUCAAGUCAACCAAAAUCAUCAGAGACUGUUAUAUUCGUCGAAUCAGACACAAUGACAACAUUUGAUUCGACUACUGCAUCAGAAAAAAUAGAACCAACGCCAACAAUAUCAGUCAUCUCAGGAACAAGCCAACCUUCAGAUUCAAUAGCAACAUUGUCACAGUCAGUUGCGCUUGGUUCAAGUUCUUCAGGAUUAUCUGUACCUAUUGUAGCUAGCUCAAUGUCUAGUUUUGAAUCAUUUACACAAAUUAACCCGUCUCCUGCUUCAAUGUACUCGGAUGCAUUGAACACGUUAUCGAUUUCAUCUUCCGUUAUCGAUGGAGUUAUAGAUUCAAAUUCAGCUUCUUUUCAAACUUUAUCAACAUUGAGUGUUUCUGAACUGACAACUGGUGCAACUUUAAUCGCGUCACCAACUGGCAUAUCUGGAAGUACAUAUUACGGUAAGCUAAACAGUGGGCACUCUAAAGAAACUGUAUUCACUUAUUUUAACAGUUCAACUGUAUCGUCACAUUUAACACAAAUUAUUGACUCGAACAGAAAUAUUGUCAAUUCACAGAGCUCUGACAAAGUUAGCACUGACUUGAACAAGAUAUCGGGCACAGUAAUUGCUCCGUCUGCAACCUCUUCGUUUUUGAUUUCAACCGUUCUGGUGUCAUCUUUAACACAAUUUUCAUUUGAAUCUUUUCAAUCCGAUCCUUUACAAGAAGUCACAAGGACAUUAAAAACAGUAAACACCGUAAAUUCACUAUCUGUUCAUGAAUUCCUGUCAACAAUAUCUUUAACCAAUUUGCAAAUAAGCAUGUCACCUUCUUCAAGCAUGCAUUCUUCGUUAGCAUCUGUACCUUCAAAUAGUUUGAAUGACACAGUAGAUACAAUGAGUGUACUGACUAACAGCGUACACGUAUCAUUGACUCAAAGUAUUACGAACUACAGAACGGUACAAGAUAUUACCAACACACAUUCAGCUGUUUCACCAAGUGGAAGUGUAGCUUUUUCUGGUGACUCAUUUAUUCGACUGACCCAAACUAGCGGUAUCACAACUUCCAGUACGAUAAAUAAUGUGGGCUCAAGCAUGUCAUCAUUUUCACAAAGUAGAUUACUGAGCACUCAACACUCAAGUUUGUUACAAAGCGAAAUUUAUUCUACACCAUCAAGCACUACUUUAACUGUAAAUAAUUCUUCACUGUCUAAUAUUUUCAGUAGUGAUAAUUUCUUGCCCACAUAUGUUAUUGACAGUACAAGCUUGUCUUCACAGACAGGUCUGCAUACAACUUCUCUGACACGGGAAUUGUUUGUGACGAUGGAUACAAUAAAAACAAACGCAAUGUCGUCUAUAAAUGUUUCUAAAUCCGGUGUACCAAGUUCAACACACGAUGCCGCUGUUUCAACAAGUGAAAAUUCACUGUUGCAUUUAACCAGUAUUUGCCCUUCCCACACAAGUAUUUUCCAGAGUUUGUUCAGCAUGACAGCUGAAGAAAACACAAGGGUCUCAUCAAUUUUUUCUAUAAAGAGUAGUAAAAUUUCCACGAAAACCGUCGUAACUGCACCAAUUGAAAGCAACACAGAAGUUCUGCAAACAUUGACAAUAUCUGAGACAACACUAACUUAUUCGGAUACAUCGCCGUCGACGACAAUACAAAGCAUAAUUAGUAAUGGCUUAUCAACUGAACCGUAUUCAAUGAUGUCCGACUCAACAUUUUCAAUUACACCAGUGUUAGAGGGAAUAUCCUCUUCACAAUCAGAAUCAAAAAGUAACCCUUUGACAGAGAGAUAUACAACGUUAAGAUAUUUAAGCUCAAUAUCUAGCGACCAAGUUGAAAUUACUACGAGUACUAAGAGUGACAUUACUCGCAUUACAAGUUUGAAAUCGUUGGAAUUGUCAUUAUCAAAACGCACAGAUGUAUCAUCCUCGUUAGCAUCAAAGAGUUCACUACUAUCACCUUCAUUUGAUACUUUACCAGCACAAACCACCUAUAGUGUUCUCCCACCGACAAGUUUAACGCCCUCGCUCACCAUAGUUUCUACGGACUUUUCACCUUCAAUUCCUUUGGUAUCGUCGGCACUCACUUCAGAUAAAAUAAGUUCAAUACCAACCGAAAAUAUUUCUUUUAUUUCAGCAUCAAGCGUUCAAAGCACAAAUUUGGAGCAAACAGAUAAAGCAGUUUCUUCUUCAACGUUUGUCUCGCCGAUAGUUAUAUCCUCAUCUACAGUUUUAUCAAGUUUGUCAGGAGUUGUAUCAAAAUAUCCGAACGAUACCUCUACUAUGAUCUCAAAAACCACUGAAACAUUAUCAGAAUAUAUAGAAACAUCACAUACUGCUUCAUCUUAUUACGUGAGGCAAACAACAGAUCAAAGUAUAGAUCGAUCGUUUGGAGCCGGUAAUACAUCUUUGUCACUUCCCACUGUUACAUUAACUUCAUCAGAAAUAUCAAUAGAUAAAACUUUAACAAGCUAUGUAAUAAAAAGCAGUUCACCGAAUUUAAGUCCAAGCACUUAUUUCAAUAGCGUAAGCACAGUUGAUGGGAAAUCGAACGGGUCAAUUUUUGUAACAUCAAGUUACAGUCAAGUUUACCUUUCUCCGAAUAGAUCGAGUGUGAUGAAUUUUACAAUGUAUACUACCUCAGAGUUUACACUAGUGAGCACACAUGUGACAGAGGUUUCUUCACUUUCUGUUCUUUCUGAUUCAACUACUAGAUCGCAAGUCACAACAACUAUCUUUCCAGAUAAUCUUUUGUCACAAGUAGAAAGCACCUUAGUGUCCAAUCAACCAAGUAUUUCCGCUUCUUCUUUAGAACAAAGCAGUAGUUUUUCUUUACUGUCUACGUCAACAAAAAGCGGUACAAUCUACAAGACUGAUUUUCUGAUUUUGUUAAGCACUUCAGUAGACUCACAUAGUUUGUCAACAUCACUGUAUCAUCUAUCAACAAUACAGAGCGGUACCAUCGAUACAUCAUCAGCAACUAUUAGACAUGAGAGUAGUUUAUCUCCUUCAUUUUCACAUGUCAGUUUCUACACUGAAUCAUUCACGCAGAGUUCUAUUCAUCCCAUCGAUUAUACGUCACAAUUUCCAAGUAUGAGUACCUUGUUGCAUUCAUCUACGACACCAAGUGUUCACACUGAUAUAACAAGCUAUUUAACGACUUUAAACAAUCUCACAUCUGAUGUUGUAUCAAGGAGUAGUUUAGAAAUAGCAACACAAGUUAGAUCAAGCACUGUAAAAACAUUAGAAAAUAUAUCGACGACAUCUCAUUUGCAAUCCAAAUUGACAAUUUCAGGACUUUUGUCAGAGUCAUCCCAGACAGAUACUGCAAUACAUUCCACCAGUGAACCUGCUGCAACAAGUACUCAGAUAACCUCUUCUCAGACAUUAUCGUCGGCAAUGCCAAAUGACUCGCGUACUUUAUCUAGCUAUGUGACAUCAUUCAUACCAUCAUUUUUCCAAAAUAAAACGUUGUCAUCCGAUAUGCAAAUAGAAACCAGCUCUUCAUCAAUUUUAAUUACUUCAGUGCCAUUAACAUCAACAUUUGUAAGUAUAUUUACCUUAGGAAGCUCUACAUUUUUACCUGAUGCAACAACUAAAGUACCAAUAACAAAUUCACGACCCUUAUUAACUUCAUCAAAUAUGUUGAAGUCAUCAUCAGCUUUUUCAACACAAUGGUCAGAAAAAGGACCAGGGUCUUCAUCAUCUUCAUCAAGUAAAGAAAACUUGUUUACAUUAACGCCUUUACUAUCGGCAUCCAGUUCCGCUAUGAACACGAUGCCAGUCUCUAGCUUUGGUUCAUCACUUACCAAACAAUUCACUGACACUGAAAAUAUUCGUACUUCCGGAAUAACAAUAUCUGCACCGAGAACGCUUUCAGCCCACACACCAACGUCGACAACAACAUAUUCAUCAGUGCCAUUUGCAUCUUCUGUGUCGACUUCUUUAUCUGAAUUCACUUCGAUACCAACUUUAAUAUCGACGCCUGUUUCGUCUAUGAUGAUAAAUCAUGCGUCAACGUCUUUAUCGACUUCAUUUUCUAUGCCGACACCCUUAACGCCGUCGAUACCAUUUUCUGUGCCGAGUUCUUUAUCGACAACGAUGUAUACAUCGACUUUUCCAUCAGCUUCUGUAUCGACAACAGGGUCCUUUUCAGCGUCAAAAUCAUUUUCUGUAUUUACGUCUUCUUCAGUUUACAUACCAGGUUCUGAAUCAACGUCUUUAUCAACUUCGAUAUCAGUUGAUGCAAUUACUCCUUUAUCAGCUUUUCUACAAAGUUCUGAAUCAACGUCUUUAUCAACUUCGAUAUCAGUUGAUGCAAUUACUCCUUCAUCAGCUUUUCUACAAAGUUCUGAAUCAACGCCUUUAUCAACUUCGAUAUCAGUUGAUGCAAUAACUUCUUCGUCAGCUUUUCUACAAAGUUCUGAAUCAACGUCUUUAUCAACUUCGAUACAAAUGUCUGAAUUAAUGUCUUCUUCAGCUAACAUACCGAUAUCUGAAUCAACGUCAUUAUCAACUUCGAUAUCAGUUAAUACAUCAACGCCUUCGUCAGCUUUCAUACAAAUUUCUGAAUCAACGUCUAUAUCAACUUCGAUAUCAGUUAAUUCAUCACCGUCUUCGUCAGAUUCGAUACUUAUUUCUAAGUCAACACUUUCAUCGGCUUCGAUUCCAUUUUUCGUAUCAUCUCCUAUAUCAAGUUCUGAAUCAACACCUGUUUUCACUUUGAUGUCAAGUUCUAAAUCAACUUUUCAAUUUCAAUCAAGUUAUUCAACAAAGAUGCUAUCGUUUACAACAUCAUUAGAUCGUUCGCAAGCUGUUUUAACUACAUCAAAUUUUACAACGAUUCAAACAUCAACAUCGACAUUGAGCUCACAAUUCUCGUCCCCUGUAUCACUAAUGACGUCAUCUUCGGACAUGAUCUUAACAACUCGUAAAAUAUCGCCCUUAGAACCAUCCUCAACUAUCCAAACUUCAUCCGAAUCGAUGGAAGUAUUGCCGUCAACAUUAACAAUGUCUUCAAUGUCAUCAGAGAUUUCGACAACACAUAUAAGUGACUCAUUUGUCACGGAAAUCAAAUCAACACCAGUGUAUUCAAAUGAAACAUCUAUCUCAAAAACAUAUUCGUUGUCCGCAAGCUCCCCUUUAGUAAUAUCUCUAAUAAAUGAAUCAACAAUUUUUAUAUCAACAUCGGCAUCCUCAACGGCACCAGUUUCAUUCAAUUUUGUCUCGGUUUCUAUGACUUCUGUUACAAGUAGCGUUCUUGUGGUAACAAGCAGUUUAAUCCUAACAACAACGUCACAACCACCUGAACAAACAACUGUAAAUGCUACAAAUGCGAAAGAAUCAAACUGGGCGAGAACUGUGUUAAAGAUUCAACGCUAUAUAAACAUAUCGGACCCUAGUUUUGUGAGAGAUCUUGAAGGAAGACUUGCGGAGGCCUUCAACGAGGCGUUUAUACGUCAGAAACUUAUAAAAGAAGGGAAGUUUGAACCGCUACAAAAAAGACGUCGUAAGAAGAGAUUUACAAGUGUAGGAGAUGCGUCAGUUCACAUACAUGACGUCAGCCGUGUGGAGGAUACGACGAAGGUGACAGCAGUAUAUGCUGUCGAGAGGACAGACAAGGUUCUAACAGCCGAGGAAGCUGUUACUGCAUUAGAUGUCCUUGAUAAACAAGAACUGGCAAUCAUUCUGAAACAAGUGGUAGAUGUUAAAGCAGAGCCAUAUACUCAAGCUGAGACGCCCUCUGAACCGGAAGACGAAACUUCCCAAUUGUUGCUGUAUGGAGCUAUUGCCGGCGGUGUCGGCGGGACCAUAAUACUUAUAUGGAUCAUUGUUUGUAUAUACUGUAAAUGCUGUCGGCAAAAAAGCACAGAGGAGGAUGCCGAGCCAGAACUUACCUCUAUACAGCCUCAGUCGUCUAAAAGCAAGGACUCUGUAGUGAAACCUUUAACCGUCACACCUAAGCAGAAAACGCUAGUUCCGCAGGGAAGUAAGUUCAGUUUAAGGAAAGGUCGGACUUACGAAAUAAAUGAUGGAUUUGUGACGGACGAAAAAGCAGAUGAGCAGACUUUGUUAAAAUCGCCAAGAAAGAAAAAGUUAGAAACCCCCGAGUCACCAUACCAUGGAUCAUCGUCUGGUACCCCUGUCAUACCUAAAAAGGAAUUGGUUCCGCCGGCGGUAAAGAAGGGAAGACGUAACAGCAAGAAUAGCAUAGGUCCUACUACGGAAGGUUUUGAGAACGAAAUUAUGAAAUUUAAUUCACCAAGAAACGACAGAAGUCAGAUGUUCCAGUCUAGCAUAUCUGAGGACAGCGAAGACACAAAACUGCAACUAAAAUCAGAGAGGAAGAAAAAUAAGGAAAGGAUGGCCGAGAAAUAUGGCCCAGAACUAGAAGCUAAACUGACAAGGAGGGAACAGCCGAAAACGGAAAGCAAUAUUCUUGGAAUGCCUAACACCACUGUUCCAAGUUUUAUUAUUGAAAGGCUACAUGGUGUAGAUAUAACAGAUAAAACCACAGAAGAAUGUGUGUUUUCAAACCCCGAAACUGUGAUUUCCAGAGACGCUACCAAGUCAAAGGAAUUUGUAAGACAAAUCAGAGCAAAGCCGUCAACGAGAAGAACAAUUUCUCUGGACCUUUCCAAAGAUAAAAGUCACGGACAGAAAAACGUCUGGGAAAGAAGGGCGUCUUUUCAGUUUCAGCUUAAUGAUAAAAUAAUUGAUGAAAUAAUUCCAAAUUUAGGACACGGAACUUUGUAUAACACAAAAUCGGGAGAGCCUUUAUCGGAAACUAUAAAUAGGAACCUCCAACAAAGAUGGACCGAACCCACUGUGGAUUCUGUUUCAGAGUUUAAAGUGGAAAGCGAUGACAGUAACAGUUUAAGUCAGAGUAACAAACAGGAUGAUGAACUGUCUGUUGACUUAAAUUACUUGUUUGUGAAUUCACAUGAUCUGGGAACACCAAACAGUCUUUGUUCUCUGUCUUUAAAUAAUUGUUCACUUGAAAGUGGAAGUCCUGUAAGAGGAUCUAUACCACUGUCAACAAAACAAUCAGAUGGAAACACAUCAGCAGAUGAAAACCUUGAAGUAGCCAGAAAUAGGAUGCAUAAGCUCCUUGAUGAGGCGUUUUCCUUGAUCUCUCCAAGAAAUUCUUUAACAGAAAAUGACCUUAGCAAACAGGCAGCGACGAAUCAAACAAAGCCACUGGCUGAGAAGUCUAAAGGAAGCAAAUCUUCAUCGCACGUUGUGGAUGUCAAUAAAGCUAUGGAGACAUUGAAAGGUUUCACUAACCCGGGUUAUACAAGUUCCUAUAGUGAGUUCUUGGAGACAUGGAGCCCAUACAGGUCGUCCGACCAGGUGGCGCUAAUAUCCAUGCCACAUAAACCGGAACCAGCCGUUACAAGGUUGGGUAACAAGUCUGACAAACGCCUAAUGACGUCAUCCAUUGCUGCAAAUGGUUCCCGGAGACCUGCAGCCAACCUAGAAAUCUCAAAUAUAAAGAGUAUCAGUGAGGCACCAGAGACAGGCAAAUAUGCAACGACUUCCCCAAAGCCAAUUGUGAUACGAACAAAAGAAGAUGCACCUAACUCAAGACUAGCAUCUGCAAAAUCUAAUAGGAUAUCCAACGAAUUACAAAACAAUAGAAACUUUUCAGCAACUGCUCUUAAUAGUGAUAUAUUCAAUCGCGGCAGCUCAACAUCACUUAAUAAACCAGAACCACAAGUAAGACAAACAAAUGAUUCUUUGGAGAUGCAAACAUUGAAGAGAAAUCGAAAGAAUUCAAUCCGGUCUCAACGGGAGCCGGAGAUAGACAAUAGGAACAGAGAAGCAAUUGAUGUGAUUAAAAACAUUAAACCUGAAGAGGCGAAUGAUAAGUUAUAUAAAAGUUUAAAAGAUGAGAUUAAAGGAGUUGGUACGGCGGAGACAACUGAAGAUGAUAUCAAUAAAAAGCCUAUAAGGAGAAGGAACCGCAAAGCCCAUUCCAAACCAAUGACUGAUAUAGUUUAGGAAAUAGCAUGGUGAUCGUC
This is a messenger RNA of Ruditapes philippinarum (Manila clam), 9118 nucleotides long. Its product is annotated as serine-rich adhesin for platelets-like. The transcript is spliced from 17 exons. NCBI's taxonomy places the organism in Eukaryota, Metazoa, Mollusca, Bivalvia, Venerida, Veneridae. The coding region runs from base 183 to 9098 and encodes 2971 amino acids. The record is from RefSeq and is a predicted model, not a curated record.